CGUUUCCAACUCGUCCUCUCUACUACCACCAUAGCCACCCAGGUCAUAUCGGCGUCCUGUGGUAUUCACCUUGGUCUCAACUCCUGCUACUGACCUUUACCAUCCGAAACCCAAGUAUGGAUGGUGAUCCCCUCAUGGCGUGGAAGGGGGGCCUGUUCCGCACCCCCGUAUAUCCUGUAGCAAGACAUCCCAGUUUCAAUAAUGCGCCUGUCGCUGAACAUGCACUGGGCGGCCCCAGAGGCGGUCCUGACCAUUCAAAUUACGACGUCUGGCCCACCACCACACUGUGGGCACUGCAACCCCCUCAAGGAGGCAAUGCCUCUCAUGCAUGGGUCGGCCGCAACCCUCCCCCGAAGCGCGGAGCCACACCAGUUCGGCAGGAGUCGAAUGUGAUGCCUAGGCACCCCGCACGUACCAUGCCCGUCGGAAGCAAGCAAUCGAUGAAUGCGGGACGCUCAGCAAUCGACCGUCGUAUUCCUGCCCAGUGGCAGCAUACCGCAGUGCCACAUACAUCAUCUCUCACGCCUACGCCCAUUCAAAAUACAGACGGUGACCCGAGCUCUUGUCAUGGAUCUAGACAGACCGAGCUUGCUGCCGUUCGAGUCGCGCCCGCUCAAGAUCGCGGCGCGGAUUUCAACCCUCAUGAACCCGUCGGGCGCGACUUUGCCCGGCUUCGUUCCGUCUCCCCGAGUGCCUUUGUAACACAGCAGUCCGACGACGAGGACGAUGCGUGGUCCGACUCGUCUGCAGACUCAUCGUGCGACGUGCCGCUGGCACUGCUGUCUGCUCAUACGCAGGCCGAUGCGUCACUACCAGCACCGCAAGUCUACGAGCAGUUACGGGAUGACAAUACUACUCGCCGCGACGCCUCUCCAAGUCCGCGUGCAGCGUCGUCGUCGACUUCAAGCCCGGCCAUCGAACGCAGUCCGGCUCCUUCGCUGCCGGCGAAUGCGAAGAAGAUCCUCGCUUACUGUCCCUGGAGCCUCCGGGAAGCCUAUCUUCUGGUCUUCAUCAUUACGCAGCUCUCUCCGGGACAAAAUGACUGGGAGUCCAUUAGCGACCUGUACAACUAUAUGUUGAUGGGCCCGGACCUCCAUAUCUGGAUGCUCAACACGGCGUACGACUUGCGCGUCCAUGGCGAGCGGCAAGAUGAAUUUUGGGCCCAAUUUUGGAUGCUCAUGUGGGAGAACAAAACCAGGUGGGAUGAUAGCGGGCGGCAUCGGAGCGAGCGAGCGAAGACCUUCCUUCAGAGCGUCAUCGACAAGGCAUAUCGACAAACGCGGCCUCCCGAACGUGGCGACGUCUCUGGGGUCACAUCCAUGCAGCUGCUCUCGUCGGAGCUGGCAGGGAUGGCGCAUCUCUUCAGCGAGGAUCGUUGGUACAACGUGGACUUCGAUGAGUCCUCCCCUCUCCGCUACGACCCAAGCCUCGCCGGGGCGCUGUUGACGUUGACCUGGGCUGGGGUGCCAUCCACCCACGUGGGACAAAGUGCAGCGUUGAGGCCGGCUGCGGUCGAGGCUUUCGCCUGUCUGUAUGGCUUGUUGCCAACGGGACCGCGGUACCCGCUGCGCGCGCCAUGGGAGUGCUGGUAUCGGUGGAAUGUUCGCCUUUGGAAGACAGUGAGCAAGAACGAGGAUUACACGAUCGACCGAUCUGCGGAUGGUGUGAUCAUUAUCCGCCGGGCGGGGACCACGGACACGAACCUCAACGUCAACCCCGAGUUGGCCAAGGCUGCUCGCAACCUUGCGAGUACAGCAUACUCGGGAGUGGCGACCGCCACUGCCGGCGCAGACGCACAGACAAGACGGGCACCGGAUGAAAACGCAAGUGUCCAGCGCAAGGUUCGCUUUGCUGACGUCAAGAACACACCCCAACGGUCGUCGGAACAACAGACGGGUGCCAAAGUUAAGACUCUAGACGGGACGUCGCAGUCCUCCGCCUCCAAAUCCUGCAUGAAGAGUCGGGCGCUGUGUCCAACGGACAUCAGGACAACAACGGGAAAGCAAUGAUCUGUGAAUGUCCCAAGACAGAUCGAGGAGGUUGGACUUGUGCAAGAUUCUCGUGUCGUGAGCAGAUAUUGGAAACGUCACGAAGG
This is a messenger RNA of Rhodofomes roseus, 2095 nucleotides long. RefSeq lists its product as uncharacterized. The transcript is spliced from 4 exons. The coding region runs from base 117 to 2009 and encodes 630 amino acids. The record is from RefSeq and is a predicted model, not a curated record. NCBI's taxonomy places the organism in Eukaryota, Fungi, Basidiomycota, Agaricomycetes, Polyporales, Fomitopsidaceae.